AUGGGAGAGUACACAUUGGGAUCAAGGGUCUUUAGUAUCUGCUCCCCGAAGGAAUUCGUCCUUGAUGUAGAGGAGACUUGGUAUUUCUGGAACCCAAGAAGGUCAAAACUAACAAAUACUGGCGUCCUGAUUCUCGGAGUUUCUGGUGUGUUCUUUUUCGGUAUUUAUGCACUGACUGCACCUUUUAUUUUGCCGGCCCUCCGUCGAAUAUGUCUGCCAUUUGUGCCAGCAACACCAGCACAGGUGGAAAACGUUUUUUCAGCAUUAGCAGGACGAACAGGAACCUUUAUUGAUAUUGGAAGCGGGGAUGGAAGAAUUACUCUUGAAGCAGCAAAACGAGGAUUCAGAGCUUAUGGUGUGGAACUGAACAUUUGGCUGAUUCUGUAUUCACGCCUUUCAGCGUGGAGACAAGGACUAAGUCAUUCAUCAACUUUCAUUCGAAAAGAUCUGUGGAAGAUGGAGCUGUCCUCAUUUGACAACAUUGUCAUAUUUGGCGUGGAACAGAUGAUGCAGCAGUUUCAAGACAAACUUAAGGCUGAAUCCUCUCCUUCAUGCCAUGUGAUUGCCUGUCGUUUUCCAUUGCUCAUGGAACCAUUAGCUAUUUAUGGAACAGGUGUUGACACAGUGUGGCUGUAUAAAGUUAAUAAGUAACAAUUUUCCAAUUGUAAAGCAGGUGAAUGCACUGUAUCUGAAUUAAGCAAAUGCUCUUUUUAUAUUUUUUUAGUUAUAAAAACAUGCAAAAGA
Messenger RNA from Pomacea canaliculata, 744 nucleotides. RefSeq names its product protein FAM173B-like. Gene Ontology annotation, biological process: peptidyl-lysine trimethylation; positive regulation of proton-transporting ATP synthase activity, rotational mechanism; regulation of mitochondrial ATP synthesis coupled proton transport. Gene Ontology annotation, molecular function: protein-lysine N-methyltransferase activity. Gene Ontology annotation, cellular component: mitochondrion. The record is from RefSeq and is a predicted model, not a curated record. NCBI's taxonomy places the organism in Eukaryota, Metazoa, Mollusca, Gastropoda, Architaenioglossa, Ampullariidae.